Molecule: messenger RNA, 5460 nt
Organism: Macadamia integrifolia
Lineage: Eukaryota; Viridiplantae; Streptophyta; Magnoliopsida; Proteales; Proteaceae
Product: zinc finger BED domain-containing protein DAYSLEEPER
Exons: 3
Coding region: 3176-5206 (676 amino acids)
Molecular function (GO): DNA binding; protein dimerization activity
Source: RefSeq, a predicted model, not a curated record
GAAAGAGGCUCCCCCCACCCCCAAAAUCCUUAUUUUUUUCCAACACCCUGUUUCUGAAAAAAGGACAAUUACUCUGAUCCAACUGAAGUUAUUCUGAUCCUACAAUAGAAUUAGUUUUACUAAAUACUAACGCAAUAGUGGAACAUGGUAAAUGAUUUUCCCUCUUCCAUGUAUAGGAUGAGGAAAUGGAAGAGAAGAGGUUUAUUGGUCAACCUCUCUAUGAGGUAUAUGGUCAACAAUUCCUGAAAAGACAGUAUCCAUUCAAGAGUGGUUCAGUUGGGCAAUGUUGGCGGGAUCGGCCUUCAUUUCCCUCUUGUCUGCUUCCUAUCUGGAGUCCAGGAAACCUAAACUGAUAAUUUGGGACAGCCCAACUACAAAUGGAGAACCGUCAAAGUGAGCACCAAGACAACUCAAGGUUACAAGAUGAGAAUAGGGCCUUGGGCAAUGAAAAUGAUGAAGGGGGUUGGAUGUGAUUCAACCAGAGGAAGUCACCGUAACAUAUCAAAGUAGUUGCUGCGAUUGCACCAUAGGAAAAUAAAAUGUUAUUGUUAGUUUUAUUGGGGGAGAUAAAUGUCCAUGAUAUUUUAUGGAGAGAAAAGUGAGUUUAUGUCAAAUGUAACAGUCCCUGCUCUAGUGGAAGAUAAAACACAGUGCACCCUCGAGAAAUGAAAGGUUUACUGAACUGGGUUAUUGAAGCUUGUUUUACAUAUAAUAAUUUAGGUUUUAAGAGAGGGAGAAAAGAGUGGGAGGCAGGUCUAGCCACUUGUGACCCUUGAAGUUUGUCUCCUUGCACAGGCCUGGUGAUCUUACUUGGCUAGCAAUGUCUGGAUGUUAUUAAGGGAUUGUAGGGUGAUUAACAUUUCGAAGAAUCUAAGUUUUAGCUAGUGGGGAUACCUAACUAUGUAUCGUCGGUGGGCUUAAACAGUGGAUUGAGUUGAGUUGGAGGCAACAAAGUGGACUUUUUGUUAUGUAAGACCGGUCCUUAACUAUAUCAGUAGGAACUAAUCUCACAGUAGGAUCAUUCCAUAAUAAUUUCAGCAGAUCACAACAUAUGAAUCAGCAAUAGAACAUAACAGAACUCCUGAUCUGAAGUUAUGAUACUUGAAGUCGGCUAGAAGAGAUCACUCACCACAGUAACCACAUGGUAUGUUCUUAAUUCUCUAGUCAGUACUUCGAUGGAGUGGCAGCAGAAGCAAGUGCUGGGUUUUAGUGAGGAUAUUUAAAUAAGAAAGAAGGGUAAAAUGGUCCAGUGAAAGUUUUUUCACGAAACAUGAGUUCAUGCUUUUAUAUACUAGUAUGAAAGUGUGUGUAUAUAUAUAUAUAUACACAUAUAUGGUGUUUCCAUUGCCAUUGUUUCUACUAUGAUUUAGGCAGAAACGACGAGGGCUGGAGCCUCGAAUGGAUAUCAUACAAAGGUGGGUGCUGACCUGUGAGUAAGGGGACGUGCAUUGAGGGCUUUAGCAAAAGCAAUUGCUGGGUUUUAGAAGAUGGAGUAGGUAUAGAGAGAUCUAUGCUUCCGUAGCCCCUCCGCAUAAAUCUUCAGAAUCAAACAAUUCUGCCAUUCAUUGAUUGAUACAGUUUGAUUGAUUUCCAGUAAAUUACAGCUCACCAGUGGUAAUUGAAUCAACAGGGCACUGAUUCACCAAGAACCCUAUGGUUCACAAUUCAAAUCUGUUCGAUUUAACUACAGAGGUAGGAAUUACUUGAGGUGGGCUAGAACUAGAAUUAAAGUAUGUUUUGAAUAUAAUAUUAUAACAGAUAAGACGUACUUGUUACAUAUGGGAGCAUGAACGUAUCGUUUUCCCCCCCCCUCCCUUUUUCUGUGUAAGUAACCUAACAGAAAGAUUCUUAAUUGUAUUGACCAACAACCACUGACCAACAGACUUUCUUAUGCAUUGUUUUAUUUUUCUUGAAUAACUGAAGAGAAUUUUUACAGGGAUGAGAAGGAUGAGAAAUCUCAGUGGAAAAUGCUUCUGUAUGCUUUAUAAAGCCAAAGACUAAAGAAAGGAACAAGCAAGCCAAGGAUAAAUUGGUUUCCCGAAUAAAUCUUGGUUAUUUUGUCCUACACCAACCUAAUGCUCUUAUAUCAAAAAAUUCCUUAGAUAUCAAAGAUUCUAGGAAUUCCUUAGUAUAAUGGAGCGAAGUAGUUUAUCGAAGGUUCAAUUGUUCCUCUUGAACAAGAUAAUUAUUUGAAGUGUUAGCUGCCAUCAUCAUUUCUUAAAAAUCUUCUUGACUCCACAAUUGGAGGAUUUCCAACUUCGCAUAAGCUCACAUUCUUUCUUUGUUUCACCCAGAGCAUUAGUUAGGGACCAAGAAAAAAACCUCAGUCUACCUUGUUAAAAGUGAGAAAUCAAGGUAACGUUGAUCAACUGGUUCUCCAUUUUGCAUACAAAAGAGGCACACAUGAGCAGGAAUUCCUAGGUAGAUGAAGUGCUACAAUGUGAGGAGACAUUGGGUUCAGUAGUAAGCCAGCUUACAAUUCCAUUUCUGUUUUCGGGAACAUGGGGUUAGGUGAAAUGAUUCUUAUGGUAAUGCAGGGUUUCUGAUGAACCAAAUGAAGGGUCUUGGCCUCACCAAGGUGUAAAAGAAGGAAAUGAAAAAUGAAUGCUCUACUUGGCAGUUUUUUCUGCUUCCAAUGCCAUCCUGUUUUUUCUUUACACUUUUCCUACUCAUCAUUUUUUUUAGAUGGGUAUCCUGAAGAAGGGGGGAAGGGGAAGGUUACAGCCAGGAGACUUGAACUCAAGACCUCCUGGUGAGUGUGGGCUUAGCAUACCGCAACCUCACCAACUGCACUAGGCAGUUGUUAUCCUACUCAUAAUUUUACUCCACCUGGCCCCCAAAACCCAAAAAAAAUGAGGGGAGGGCGCAUCGUUUGUGGAUCUUUCGUUAAUAUAAAACUCAUUCAUUCAACUUAGAUUUCUCUUCCUUGCCUCUGGUGGGUAAAUUUUUUUUAGUGUUGACAUUUUCUUUUUGUACAAAGAGAUCUUUACUACAUUGCAGCAAUCGAUGCCUUGGAAUCUUAUAUUUUCCUGACAAACUAUUGUAAAAAGGAAGAAUGUUGUCAUUGACUUGGAUAGAACCAUGAAUGUCUUAGAUGAAUUAUCGAUUUACCUUAUUUGCAUUGGGAACUUGAAAACUAUUUUUCUAUAGUUCUAUUAUGUUGCUUUGAGCAGAUAUGGAACCAAAAAACAUGAUGGACAUGGCACUCAUACCAGGCAUUGAUCCAAUAGACAUUGGACUGGGUUCAUCAGAGAAGGCAAAUGCAGCUCCUCAAGUAAAGCCAAGAAAGAAAUCAAUGACAUCAGUUUAUCUCAAGUUUUUUGAAACAGCUCCUGAUGGGAAGAGUCGAAGAUGCAAGUUCUGUAAGCAGACUUAUUCUAUUGCAACUGCCACCGGUAAUCUGGGAAGGCACCUAAGUCAUCGACAUCCCGGUUAUGAUAAGUUGGGGGACACUGUAACCACCCAGUCACCACAAUCGCAGCCAAGCCCUGUAACCAAGAAACCACAUUCUCAACCCCAGCCUCAAGCAAAACCUCCCUCGGUGGAUUUUGAUCACUUAAACUGGUUGCUACUCAAGUGGCUUGUUCUAGGUUCUCAUCCUCCCUCCCUUUUGGAAGAAGAUUGGUUGGUGAACUCCUUCAAGUUCCUCAGUCCAUCAGCAAAAUUCUGGCCAAGUGAGAAUUUCCAUGCAGUCAUCCUUGAGGUGUUCAGGAGCAUGCGGGAAGAUGUAAGGGCUUCAUUGGAGCACGUGAAUUCUAAGGUCUCGAUUACACUUGAUUUCUGGAAUUCAUAUGAGCAAGUCUCCUAUAUGAGUGUCACAGGCCACUGGAUUGAUGAGAAUUGGUUUCUCCACAAGGUUCUUCUUGACAUCACUCGCAUACCUUACCCUUGUGGAGGCACUGACAUCUAUCAUGUAUUGGUGAAGAUCCUCAAGAUGUACAACAUUGACAAUAGGAUCCUCUCCUGUACCCAUGAUAACAGUCAGAAUGUUGUGCAUGGCUGUCAUACAUUGAAAGAAGAUUUGGACGGCCAGAAGGGGGGUCCCUUCUGCUACAUCCCUUGUGCUGCUCGAACACUGAACCUGAUCAUAGAGGAUGGAUUGAGAACUGCCAAACCAGUAAUAUCUAAGAUCCGGGAAUUUGUCCUGGAGAUGAAUGCUUCUGUAAAAAUAUCAGAGGAUUUCCAACAAACAACAGCUGAAUAUCAGGAAGGUUCCUGGAAGUUCCCACUGGAUGCUUCCACCCGCUGGAGUGGCAAUUACAUGCUGCUAGAUAUUGUGCAUAAGGCAUCUAAGUCUAUGGAUGCUGUCGUCAGGAAGCAUGACGAGAUACUAGGGAGUAGGAAUAUGCUGUUGAACCAUGCGGAGAAAAAUGCAGUUAAUAUCAUGCAUACUUACUUGGAACCAUUUUACAAGAUCACAAAUAACAUCUGCACGAGCAAAGUCCGAACAGCUGGCCUGGUACUCUUCUUUAUGGACCAUGUUGCUGAGAUCAUUGCUGCCUGUAGGGAUUCCCGCCACAACCCUGACUGGCUCAAGAGCACAGCAGAUGACAUGGCAAAGAAGGUCCGGAGUUACAAUACGCAGGUCUACAAUGUCUUCACUUACAUGGCUGCAGUCCUUGACCCCAGGAUCAAGAUUGAGCUCAUCCCAGAGAAUCUUAACUCAGAGAACAACCUUGAGGAAGCAAGGAGCCAUUUUAUGAGGAAUUAUGCAACCAGCCAUUUCCCUGCCAUGGCCAAUGGCUACAGUGCUCAGGAAUGUGAAGAUGGUAGCGGUGUCUCCUUUGCAGAGGAGAUUGCUCGCAAAAGGCGCAGAGUGAGCAUGAGCACUACCACAGAUGAGCUCACGCAAUAUCUUUCUGAACCUCCAGCUCCCAUUCCUAUAGAUGUUUUAGAUUGGUGGAAGGCGAACAGCACACGUUACCCUCGUCUCUCUGUGAUGGCUCGAGAUUUCUUGACUAUUCAAGCAACCUCAGUGGCACCCGAUGAGCUGUUUUGCCGCAAAGGUGACGAGAUUGACAAGCAACGUUGCUGUUUGCCCCACAGCAGCAUGCAGGCACUCUUGUGCAUACAAUCAUGGAUCCAGAACGGAUUCAAAUUGAAGUACCGUUCAACUGAGGUUGACUAUGAGAAGCUGAUGGAACCUGUUGCCGUUACUUCAGCUGAUAAUGUUUCUACAGGUUUAGAUAAGAAAGUGAAUUCAUGAAGGAAAUGAAAUGGCAUGUAAGUUUAUCCAGAAGAGCUUGUAAGGUUGUAAGAAAAGUGAUGGAAAGCAAAUCUGUAGGGAGGGUGUUGUUGGAUGGGGCGUAUUCUUACCCAGGGAGAUAACUAGCAGAAGUUUCUUUCGGCUCCUGUCUGUGUCUGUUGUAUGUAACGAUAGCAACUGUAGCAUAGAAUGUUUUGAUGUACAGAUUGGAAAACAGUUUAACAAGAAAGGAGAGUAGAGUAUUUAUCCUUUGA